Messenger RNA from Cucumis melo (muskmelon), 888 nucleotides. RefSeq lists its product as uncharacterized. Lineage: Eukaryota; Viridiplantae; Streptophyta; Magnoliopsida; Cucurbitales; Cucurbitaceae. The record is from RefSeq and is a predicted model, not a curated record. The transcript has 2 exons. The coding region runs from base 1 to 888 and encodes 295 amino acids.
AUGGCUUCUUCCUCUUCAACAUCUCCUUGUUCUCCUUCAUCUUCCACGUUUGUUUCUCAAGAAGAAUUCAAUUUAUUCCACAAAAUUGAUAGACAACUUUACACAAUUCUUGCCAUUAGCAUUGGCCGUGACCCCAUUGAAUCUCUUCAAAUAAUGGCCUUUUGGCUUUGGCUCGAACGAGUCGGUUUUCGCCACGUCGUUUUCCGAUUGCUUCGCUUGCCUAUCCUUCUCAUCAACGAGCUCGCUGAAGAAGCCCUCACUGCUCUAGCUUGCAUUGUCUCAGACCAUCCUCCACCGCCGCCCUCCGACGAGUACAAUAACAACAUUCCUCUAACUCAAAAUUUCAUGAAGAAAGAAAUCUCUCUUCAGUUUCUUUAUGCUAACCGUCAUACUGCCUUUGAAGGAGUGGCUAAAAUCCGGAAUGAGGUUUGUUUCAGAGCCAUGAAAGAUAUUAUGAUUCAAGCUAUUAGUCACAGACAAAUCUCCACCGCUGCAGCCGCCGUCACCGCUCCUCCCCCACCUCCGUCAGGAGUAGGAGAUUUGCAAACGCAGGUACCACCGGAAGAAAGAGCAAUGUUUGUAACAUUUUCAAAGGGUUAUCCAGUACACGAAUGGGAAGUUAGAGAAUUUUUCAAUACAAAUUACGGAGAUUGCAUUGAAAAUUUUCAAAUGCAAGAAGUAGAGGCUAAUGAACAAGCUUUAUUUGCUAGAAUUGUUUUCAAAUUCCCUUCUACUAUUGAUCUCAUUCUUAGAGGACAACCAAGAAUGAAAUUUACUAUCAAUGGGAAACAUAUAUGGGCUCGAAAAUUCAUCCCGAAGCAGCGUUCGUCUCCGCCGCCUCCGCCUCCUUCACCGCCACCAUCGGCAGUGGCUCCGCCCACGUCUUAG